AGAAAAGUAAUCGUCUUCAUUAUUUCGUCGAUCGAUCAGCCUAAGUUAAUAGAAUUUACGAGGAAACAAAAAAAAAAAAAAAAAAAAAAAAGAAAAAUCUAUCCAUCUAUCUUCGAGUAAAUCGAAUCGUAAUGAGUAAUCGAUAUAUCGAGCAUUCAUCCAUUUACAUUUUUGGCUGUUGGCAUAUGAAAUGAAAUUUUUUGUAUUAUCUUGAAAAAAUGUGUUAUUACCGAUUAACAUAGAGCAGGUCUCCGACGGACCACAUUGCGUCAUGGUCAACGACUAUGGAUGACAAUCCAUCGCGAUCGAAUAUCUUGGAACGAAUGUUUUAUACUGUAAAUGGAGGCAUUCGAUGGAGUACGGAACAAAUUAAAUCGGCGUGUCCUUGGAGAAGAAAAAAGGCCGAAAGUCAAUUAACCAUUCCCGAAGGAGAAAUCGACGUACGAGCCGACGUUCGUACCGACGCUCGCACCGACGCUCGCGCCGACGCUCGUACCGACGCUCGCACCGACGCUCGUACCGACGCUCGCGCCGACGCUCGUACCGACGCUCGCGCCGACGCUCAUGCCGACGCUCGCGCUGAUGGUCGUGCCGACGGUCGUGCCGACGGUCGUGCCGACGGUCGUGCCGACGGUCGUGCCGAUAUAGCGAGCAAAGAAAAAUCUAAAGAUUCAGAUCGAGAGCUACGGGAUUACACAGCACCUAGUGAAAUGUGUCCGCCAAAAAAGCCAUCCUGUUGUUUUAUUAAAAUGCAGGUUAAUGAGCGUUAACGAUUAGAAGAAAAAAUCUAAAUUCCAGCAAACGUUUACUACUUAUUAGACGUUUUAAAAGAAAUUUUCUUCUUGAAGAAUCAACCUUAUCUGACAACAGGAUCCUUGUGCUCCUUGCUGUUGCGAAACAAAGCCCGCUCCUUGUCCACCUUACCACGAAGAGCCUCGAGAACCCACCUGUGGCUGUGAUCUAUGUAAAAAGGGUUAUCCCAAUGAUAAGUGCUGCGAUCACAGAGAAGAAUUUCGUAGGGCAACCUUUUCACCGAGACAUUUCGAAAAGGCUUGAAAAUAGGAAUACU
This is a messenger RNA of Vespa crabro (European hornet), 1069 nucleotides long. Its product is annotated as mRNA 3'-end-processing protein RNA14-like. The coding region runs from base 285 to 770 and encodes 161 amino acids. The transcript has 2 exons. The record is from RefSeq and is a predicted model, not a curated record. NCBI's taxonomy places the organism in Eukaryota, Metazoa, Arthropoda, Insecta, Hymenoptera, Vespidae.